UUCUCGAUGGCUUCAAUGUUGUGAACGUGAAUUACUUAUUUUCAUAAUACAUAUGUGUUUACUCGACAAUUUUUAUUACUUUUCGCCGAUACACCUACGUCAUCGCUACCGUAACAUAAAUUCGUUCAAGUGACUUGUAUUACGUCGCUAAUUCAAGACGAAAUGUCAUAAAUAUGUGGCGCGCGUAACGGAUGCAUCGUUUCCUACAUUCCUUCGCCAUAAACGAAACGUAACGUUUGUUUCCUAUGUGAUGUUAUUGCUAAGUGGCGGCGGGUAGCUCAGGAAGAUGCCUUUCAAGUUGAAGUUGAAGAAGACGCGGCAGUACAAUGUAGCGUCGAAGAGCUUGUUCGUGAUAAGUGUGGAGCUGCUGGAUGGCGGGGUGGCGGACUGCACGCUGUCCGUGGACAGCACGGGGCAGGAGUGCCUCGACAACGUGUGCCAGCGGCAGGCCGUCAUGCAGCCCGAGCUGUUCGGCCUGCGCUACGUCAACCGCAGCCAGCAGCCGCGCUGGGUGCAGCUGGAGCGGCCGCUCAAGCGACAGCUCGAGAAGUACGCGUCGUCGCACCAGCUGUACCUGCGAGUCAUGUACUACGUGAUAUCAGGAACCAGCUUGAUUACUGAUGAAGUCACCAGGUACCACUACUUCCUGCAGCUGAAGAAUGAUUUGAUAGAGGGCAGGAUCAUCUGUGACUGCCAGCAAGCUGUGGUGCUUGCAUCCUACAGCAGGCAGGCAGAGUAUGGUAACCAUGACCGGGAGAGGCAUACUGUGGACUACCUCAAGAACUUGCUCACCUUCCCCAAGCAAAUGCUGGAUGGAGGGCAGAUCAUAGAUGGGAGUACACUGGCAGAGACGGGGCGGCUGGAGUGGCUGACUGAGGCAGUCAUCCAGCACCACAUGGCCCUGCACAACAUGUCACAGGCGCAAGCAGAGGAAGGCUUCAUCACGACGUGCCAGCAGCUCCGCGGGUACGGGCAGGAGAUGUUCAGCGCCCGCGACCAGCUCAACCAGAGCGAGGUCACCAUCGCCAUCUCACUCACCGGCAUCCGGGUGCUCACCGAGACCAGCGAGACUCCACACUUCUACAGAUGGAUGGACAUAACGAACGUGAUAAACCACAAGCGCACGUUCAGCAUCGAGUGCCAGAAGCAGACCGGUUCGGCCUCGUUCACGCUGGCCAGUCCCGAGGACGGCAAGUACGUGUGGUGGUCCUGCGUGCAGCAGCACACGUUCUACAUGAAGCACCAGGCAGCGCUCAGCGAGGCUCCUCGAGAUGAACACAGGCCUAAGUUCCAGGAGCACGGCCUAUCGGACAGUCGCGAGGAGCUGGACGCGCGCGAGGUGGGCAGCAUGUCCCGGCUGGAGCCGCUGUCGCCGGCGCACCGCGCCUACUCCACCUCCUGUCUCGAGCUCGCCGACCAGCACCAUCUGCAGCAUCAGCCGCCGCCGCUGCCGCAGAACAGAGCGCUCCUCCCCUCGUACCGUCCGGCCCCGGACUACGAGACCGCCAUCCAGCAGAAGUACCAGCAGCAGCGAGCCGAGGCGGCGCUGCGGUACGGGCGCGCCGCCAAGCCCUACGGCUCGCAGCCCGACAUCCCGCGCAUGUACCCCGACGUCACGCGCCACACCCCGCGCCAGCCCCCCGCCGACGACUACCCCUACCCCCUCAACUUCAUCGGCACCAACUACCCCUUCGCAGUCAACCCCAACGUGCAGACCGAUCUCAACCAGCUGCACUUCGUCAACGUGUACAAGCCGCCGCCCCCCUACCCGUCCAACGGCCUGGCCUCCAACUCCACGCCCGACCUGGCCGUGGCCAGCCAGGCCCUCAACUACCACCGCGGGUACAUCAACUCGCACGUGUCGGGCUCCAGCCCCGACCUGGUCUCCACGCGCUCCGCGCUCAACCGGCAGUACUUAGGCUACAUCAAUACUAGUCACAUUAACUACGGACGGCCUAACGUAAUGCCUGGCACGCACGGCACCUACAACAACCUGGCCUCCGUGCUGGACCCCAAGCCCCACAUCAUCCUCGACCCGCACCACAUCUCCGACAACAUCCAGAAGGUGUACGACGAGCGAGGGAACAUCAUGUACUCCAUGCCCAUGCACAGGAUGCCGUACCAGAGGCACGUCGUGCUGCCGCAGUCGCAACAGAUUAAACUAGGAGACACGCAGGAACCUAUCUAUGAAAACGUACCGUUACCGUGGCAAAAUGAAGGGAAAAUUACAAUGAGGGAUCGUGCACAGAGCCUUACCACGACCGACGAGAUCGCGAGGCUAAACGAACGCAACAGCAGUCACCCGACGAUAAACAAAUAUUUAUCUCCGAACAUAAACAUCCCGUACGCGGCCGUGAAGGUGGACAGUCCGGACAGCCACUACGUGAACGCGCAGAUCAUCAAGGGCGUGCGCGAGUCCAGCGUGCCCUCCGACCUGUCGGCGUCGAGCCGCUCCGUGCGCUCGGCGCGGGAGGGCCGGGAGGGCCGGGAGGUGCGCGAGGCCGACUUGGACAGCGUGGCGCUGGGCUGCGAGCGCGUGUCGCUGGCGGACGAGCGCGAGUGCGACGAGACGCCGUACCAGAGCCUGUCCACGCACCGCGUCAGCAACAACAACACGAUCCACAAGCCCGAUAACGUCACCUCCAUACUAGUCGGCGACGCGCGCGCGCCCGCGGCAGACAUCAGCGGCAGCACGCUCGACACCACCACCACCACCACCAACACGAGCAUGGACACCGACUCCAGCAAGGCCAGCAGCAAGGAGAAGAAGCGGCGGCGGUGGGGCGUGUUCAUGGGCCGCGCCAACAAGGCGGAGGCCCGCAGCGCCACGCUGGGUCGGUCCCGGCCCGCGCCCCCGCCCCACACGCACCGCUGGUCCACCGGUCUGCCCAAAUUCCAGCCCCUGCCUCCCAGCAUCACCAAAGAAACUAUGGUUCAAAUCCUAGAGCGCAAGAUGUCGGACGAGCAGCUGUCGUUUGCAUUCGAGCAGAUCCCGAAGGGCCGCGAGACGGGCGGGGACUUCCGCACCGCCCUGCUGCCGCAGCACGGCGCCCUCAACGGGUUCAGCGCCGACCACCUGCCCUACGAGGACAACCGAGUCAGGCUGCACCCCACGCCCAACAACCCGCACGGGUAUAUUAAUGCCUCGCACAUCACUAUGACAGUAGGUAGUACGCAACGCUUUUACGUGAUAGCGAAAGUGGGUAACGCGCCGGCCACGAGCACGACGGCGGUGACGGGGUGCACCUGCGGCGGGGGCUGCGCCCUCGUGUGGCAGGCCGCCUGGCAGGUCGGGGCGCCGCUGCUGGCGCGGGUCUCGGGGCCCGGCCAUCCGCACUACCUGCCGCAUGAUAACACCACUAAGGACUUCGGGAAGUUCCAGGUGACAUGCGGCACGUCGUCCCGCACGGUGUGGGGCGCGUCGGUGUUGGUGCGCGUGCGCAGCGGGGCGCGCGUGCGCGACCUGUGGCACGUGCACUACUCGCUCUGGCACAACGCCAACUCCGCGCCCGACUCGCACGCACACUUCCUCUCAUUCCUGUCAGAAGUGAACAGCCUCCGCCUGGCGUGCGAGGCAGAGGCGGGGUCGGGUCGCGGGGUGGGCGGCGUGCUGGGCGGCGCGGGGGCGGGCGGCUGCGCGGGCGCAGCGCUCGUGUUCUGCUGCGAGCACGGCGCAGGACGCAGCGGGACUGCGCUCGCUGCAGACCUGCUGCAUGACAUACUCGACAACAACCAGGAGCUGGACAUCCCCCGUACAAUAAGCAUGCUGCACCAGCAGCGCGCCAACCUCAUCCAGAACGUGCACCAGUACAAGUUCCUGCACCAGCUCCUGCUGCACUACCUCAAGCAGUCGCGGCUCAUAUAGCAACACUAACAUAUCGACCACAUAACGAACCGACAUAACUACGCUAACGUAACGACACACGAGUGUCCCAUGGACAGUAUAAACGUGACUUGUAACUACAUGAGAUUGACUAAUAUAAGUUUAAACCUAACAUUAUGUAUUAUCGAGCCAAUUUUAUCGAUAUUAUAAUUGUUGGACCACUCGAUACUCGACGUUGCUCAACUCGCCAGUUAUCAGAGCAUGCCUUACGCAAAUUAUAACAUAAUUUGGGCCUAAGGUUGAAUUGAAACAAUAUUGUAUUAUAUUAUGAACUUUAUACACGUAGAUGUAAGAUAUAAUAUCGAUCGACUGGAUCAUAGAUCUAUUACUUUUGAGAUUUUUACGAUUGAUGACUGAGAUGACAAUAUGUUCCACCUUCAUCUAGUGAUUUUGUAUAUUGUGUAUUUAUUUAAUGUUUUGUAAUAAAUGAUGUUUGUAUAGAAAGUGAUUUUUAUGAAGUUCAGAGUUUUUGUGAUUGUUGAAUGGAUUUAUAUGAUAUCCCUUUGUGGGUGUUUAAAUGAAUUUAUAUGUAAAUCAAUGAAAGUAUUAUUAUGUAACAGUGGGGCAGGAUGCCUGGUGUUCUUUACCGUUUGUAUUUACAUAGAAAUAAUUGUUGAAGUCAGUAUACCUGCCGCUCAAAGAUCAUACACAAAAUACUCGCGGAUUGCGUUUAGUUCUACUAUAUUUUUAUUAUUCCCCCCGCGGUGUCCUGCCUCACGCAAUCAGUUACUUGUGAAUUGUAUUGACGUGCCUUAGUCAGAGAUUAUUGAUGAUCUGAUGUUUCUAUCGCGUGCCUUCUAGGAUUAUAUUAUAAGUUGUUAUUUGAAGGAUUUCUACAAUCAUUAAGUAUAUGGUUUUUUUUUUAUAAAUUAUGUCGUUCUUCAUGCAAAAUGUUGGUUUUUAUACAUGGAAAGAUUUUUUUUCUAUCAUCAACCGUUCCAGCAAUUUUUAUAUUGUUUUAGUGAAAAACAAAAUCAAUUUAUUUCUUUAUUUUUUAAAAUGGAUAAAUAACAUGUAUAAUUAUUAAGACUGCAUUUAGUAUUCUGAAAUAUUUGACUCCCUAUACGGGUUUGAGCGUGAUUUUUGAUCAGUUUUUAUUAAAAAUUAUAAAAUGAAUGACAUAUCCAGUUAUCAUGUAUAAAUAUGUUUUAAUAUACAAUAUUUUGUAGUGAAGAACGAACACAAAGAAUGUUGCGUGAGAUUGUUGGAAUCCUUCGUGAUGGCUGUUUGAUACCGCUCGUAAUGAUGUGUCGACAUGUUCAGUCGCGCACCUGUUAUACAAGUAUUAUAUGCCUAUAAAGUUGUUGAAAUUUACAAGGGAAAUCUCUCAGGUAGGGCUUGACAGUGAGAUCAAUGUCUAUGGAGUAAUUUCUACCAAUAUAUAACUUAGAUUUUAUAUCAUAAUCAUGAAGAAAUCAUAUCUUAGUGCUUUAUAUUUUAAAGACAUCAUGUUUAUUCUCAUUAUUAUCAGUAGCAACAAAUCGGACGAGCCAUCUGAUGGUAAAUUAUCACCAUUAUGUUGUCUAAGUACAUCUCCAGUACUUAAAAAAAUACAUCGUUACAUCAACAGCCUCUAAGUGGCCACUGCUGACCAAAGGUCUCUUCUCGCAUGGAGAAGGUUUGAGCAUUAAUCACCAUACUUGCAUUGAGCAAGCAGGUUGGCAAAAAGUGCACACUAUCUCCAUAAUACGGUUUCACUGUCGAGCUCUGCCCACCCUGUGCAGAUUAGUGCAUGCAAUGUGUUCAUAUACUGUAUGUAUUCGUAGUUUCGUACUCUAGUCCGCCGGCAACUCCAUAUUAUUGUUAGUUUGUUAGCUUGUACAUUGAGCUUCGACUUGUUUGUAUGCACAAAUUAUAUUAUCACAUAAGGUUUUACAUCUUAUAGUCACUAAUGUUUUUUUACAGAGUUAAUGUGUUCUUUUUGUGAUGUAUUUAUGACUAAAAACAAUCUUGGUAGGCCCAUUAUUGAUUUGUACAUACAUUUUAACAUUUUACGGACCCUAAAGAAUUAUUUUGGCUAUUAAACUGUUAAUCUUUUUAACCUUUAGCUAAUACUUUUUAACAAGACUAUCCCAUAAACCUUAAAAAAGUAAGAAAUGUGUGGAUUUGAUCUAAAAUAUUUUGUGUGCCAAACUUUUAAUUGUAAUUAUCUUUGGGGACCCAGUACAGAAAUAAUGAAAUUAUUUUAACUUUACUAAAAUACAGUGUUGUACAGAUUCUGCCUUGAUCCUGCAUGUUUUGUAUUGCAGUUACUUCUACAAUAAUUCCAGUAUUGAUAUUUUAUACAUUGUGGAUAGUCCUGUCAGGCAUGAGUGCCGUGAUGUUCAGACGGGAGAAAUAUUCAAAACUUCGUGAGAAACUGACAAUAAAAUACUAAGAAACGUU
Messenger RNA from Spodoptera frugiperda (fall armyworm), 6268 nucleotides. RefSeq names its product tyrosine-protein phosphatase non-receptor type 21 (gene Pez). Bases 287 to 3865 code for a protein of 1192 amino acids. The record is from RefSeq and is a predicted model, not a curated record. Gene Ontology annotation, cellular component: cytoskeleton. Gene Ontology annotation, molecular function: protein tyrosine phosphatase activity. The transcript has 10 exons. Lineage: Eukaryota; Metazoa; Arthropoda; Insecta; Lepidoptera; Noctuidae. Gene Ontology annotation, biological process: protein dephosphorylation.